GAGGUUCCACUUCGUUGCUUUCUUAUGGAACGCCAAGGAUGAACAACAAUUCGCUGAGAAUGUUAUUUGUUGCGGCUUCACUUGUAUUUCUGGCCGUCACCUCAGAUGGUGCGAGGCAAGAAAGUUGCGAGUUCAGGACCAGGUGCGUGGCCGCCGACUCCUGCCCCGAACCGACACCUAUCGCCUCACCGGACGACUACAAUGCGGAAAGGUCCCGGGGGAGAACGCACCACAGCGGUAAAGAGGUUAUGCGGGUAUGUUGUGACGCCGACCUGUCCAAUCUCACGGCAUCGCUUCCGGUCUCCGCUUCCGAGGACGCGGUUCUCAACGACGACCCGCUGUUACCUCGCCCGUGUGGCUCAGGAUUGAGAUUAAAGCGUGAAUAUGCUGCUCCUGGGGAUUACCCGUGGCAAGCCCUUCUCGGAUAUUCAGAUUCGUCGCCAGGAGCCAGAAGUCCUAUCUGGGGCUGUGGCGGAGCGCUCAUCACAAACCGCCACGUUCUCACAGCCGCUCACUGUAUUGCCAAUGAGAACGUGAACGGCAGAAAGCUAGUGGCCGUGCGGUUGGGUGAAUUCAACCUGACUACGACCAUAGACUGUGUCGCUGGUUUAUGUUCUUUGCCUCACGAAGACUUCUUACCGGAAACCGUGAUCAUUCACCCUCACUUUGGCACUCCUUCUCCUCGAGCGAACGACCUCGCCCUUGUAAUACUCGAUAGAGAAGCUCCUUUUCGACUCGGUCUGUCGCCCAUCUGCAUACCCCGUGAGGACCUACAGCUGGAGUCCUUUUAUCGCUAUGGUGGCUUAGAGGUUCCUGGGUGGGGCACUUCGGGGCUUCGAGGACCAGCUUCCGAGGCCUUGCAAAGUGGUUCGGUUACGCUCGUGAGCCUUGGCCUGUGCAAAGGGCGUGCGGCGCAGGAGGAAAUGGUAUUCGUCGAGGGAAAGCCUACAGGAUUUGGAGACCCUUGUUUUGGGGACAUGGGAGGUCCCUUGGCGACGGAGUUCGGGCCUAACAUAUUGAUUGGCAUACACGCAUUCGGUAAUGUGUGUGAACUGGCUGCAUACACCAACAUAGCAAAAUACAGACCGUGGAUUAUGGAGAACCUGUUAUUAGAUGUAAAAGGGAAGUCUUCUGCCUGAAUUUCUGAAUUUUAUGGUAGUUGGAGUCGUUUUUGCUUUGCUUUCUUAUUAUGAUUAGUUAGUAAUGAUACACUAACAUAAUGAAGUAUUUUGAGAAUUUGUUGAUUGCUCUUUUGUCGUAAUCCUUAUUAUUGUUACUUUUAUCAAUACCAUUAUCAUCCUUGUUUUUAUCUUCAUUCCUAUGAAAUCCUUGGAAAUAUUUAGAUUGCCUUAAUAUAGUUGAACUUGAACUUGAGUUUCAAGUGAUAUCCCACAAACUUGAAUAAAGCAUUACUAACAAU
Messenger RNA from Penaeus vannamei (Pacific white shrimp), 1420 nucleotides. Its product is annotated as venom protease. Gene Ontology annotation, biological process: proteolysis. NCBI's taxonomy places the organism in Eukaryota, Metazoa, Arthropoda, Malacostraca, Decapoda, Penaeidae. The record is from RefSeq and is a predicted model, not a curated record. Gene Ontology annotation, molecular function: serine-type endopeptidase activity.